Molecule: messenger RNA, 708 nt
Organism: Scylla paramamosain (green mud crab)
Lineage: Eukaryota; Metazoa; Arthropoda; Malacostraca; Decapoda; Portunidae
Exons: 2
Coding region: 1-708 (235 amino acids)
Molecular function (GO): nucleic acid binding
Source: RefSeq, a predicted model, not a curated record
AUGUGGUGUCUGAAGCAGUCUUCCCAGGCAAACAUUGUUUACCUGGAUGAAACCUGGGUCAACCAAAGUUACACUGUAGGAAAAGGCUGGACUGACACCACAUCUGAAGCAGCAACAGGAGUACAACCACUGACAGGAAAGGGAGGCUGUCUCAUAAUUCUCCACGCAGGAACAAGAGAUGGUUUCAUCAAUAAUGCAGAACUGAUCUUCCAGGCAAAAAAUGAUGGGGAUUACCACAAACAGAUGAAUUCCACAGUGUUUGAGGAGUGGUUCAGGAAUCAACUGCUGCCCAACAUUGCACCAAACUCCAUCAUCAUCACGGAUAAUGCUCCCUACCAUUCUGUGCUACAAGAGAAAGUACCAAGCUCAUUGUGGAGGAAGGUGGAACUGAAGGAGUGGCCUGAAAGGAAAGAUGUCCAGCUCAGUGAUGAACUACUGAAGACAGAGCUGUAUGAGCUUACCAAGAAAUUUGCAGCCGGCAAAAAAUAUUGCAUUGGCAGUAUUGCAGACUUGGCAGGCUAUAGGGUUGAAGCCCUGUGUCACAUCAUGCCACACAACUGGAUGCAAGCUGUUGCCCAUGCUGAACACCUUCAAGAGGAAGAUGGGCGACAAGACAUAGUGGUGGAUCACUUCGCGGAUUCUCUGACCAUCGACAUUGCUGAAAGUUCAGACAAAGAGCGAUCUGAUAGUGGCCAGAGAGAGGAUUAG